AUCGGGUUUUGGGCUUCUACAGGACCAUCCGGAGACCCGAAACCGUCUCGUCUCGACGCCGUCGUUGAACUCUUUCCCGUCCUAUUCGUCCGGCGUCGAGAGUCCCCGACGAAUUAGCAAGUCCGUCGCCAUCAUAGUCUUCUCAAACUCCACCGCUGAUAAAAAUGACUAUGUCAGGCGGCAAUGGCCGAGACUCUGAAUCAGUUGUGGAGAACGAACUAGCGUCUCUCCGUAAUCGCGUGAAGGAGUUAGAGGCGGAGAAUGCCAAAUUGCUAUCACAGGUUUCAAGCUGCCAAUGCCAACAGAUGGAAGUGAAGCAUGAUGUGCCUGUGUUAGAUUCUUCAAGCUUAGUUAGGAGAAGCAGGAGAGGUAGAAAAAGAGCUGAUAAAAUUAUACCGACCCAUCUUAUCUCAAAGAGAUAUGUUGCUUUGAAAAUCAUGUAUUUUGGUAAGAGAUUCUAUGGCUUUUCUGCCGAAGCACAAAUGGAACCAAGUAUUGAGUCAGAAAUUUUCAAAGCACUAGAAAGGACACGGCUUUUAGUUGGUGACAAGAAGGAUUCUAAUUACUCCAGGUGCGGGAGAACCGAUAAAGGUGUUUCAUCAACAGGUCAGGUGAUUGCUUUGUUUCUAAGGUCCAGACUGAAGACACCUUCUGGAGACUCUGAAGCCCAUGUUGAUGGCAAAAUUAAUGGAAGACCAGAAUAUGAUUAUGUAAGAGUGUUGAAUCGUGCUCUCCCUGAUGACAUCCGAGUUUUGGGAUGGUCUCCCGUUCCCCUUGACUUUCAUGCAAGGUUUAGUUGCUCGGCUAGAGAAUACAAAUAUUUCUUCUGGAGACAAAACCUAAAUCUUUCGGCCAUGGACAUUGCUGGUAAGAAGUUCAUUGGUGAGCAUGAUUUCAGGAACUUUUGCAAGAUGGACGUGGCAAAUGUGCAUUGCUAUACACGACGUGUUACUUUCUUUGAAGUAUCUCCUUGUCAAAAUAGUCACGAGGGUGAUCAGCUUUGCACAUUUACAAUGAGAGGCAGUGCUUUCCUUUGGCACCAGAUCCGCGCCAUGGUCGCUGUUCUAUUCAUGAUUGGGCAGGGCGUUGAAUCGGUUGAUGUGAUAGAUACAUUGUUGGACACCAAGAAAACACCAAGAAAACCUCAAUACCUCUUGGCCUCGGAGAUCCCCUUAGUCCUCCGAACAUGCGAAUUCGAAGAUGUAAACUUCAUUUGUUCUUCAGGUGCUGCAGAGUCAUUGAGGUCCCAUUUCAAGAAAGAGUCGCUGACGUACCAACUAGAGUCCGUAAUUUUCCAGGAGGCUCUCAGGAACUGUUUACCUAUAGGCAAUGUUUUAGCAGAUCAAGAUCAAUUCUCAUGUAAUGGUGAAGAAAAGAAGAAGAAAGCAGCAAUACACGUUCCUCUGUUAUCUCGGCCAACUGAGCCUUCGUAUGAAGAACGAUCUGCGAAACUGAAACCCAGACAACAAGAAACAUGCUCUGAGUAGUGUAAUCUGCGAACAUAGAGGCUUCAGGCUUCUCAAUUUGUAUUGUUGUAGCAGUUGAUUGAGAAUUUAUGAUAUGAUGAUAUAAAUUUUGAUUUUCAUAUGAUUUGAGUCUUAUAAUCAUUUUGUGUAGAUUCAUAUUGAUUUUAAACUUUGUUUUAUUUUCUUUACAGUUUGCAAAUGAACAUUUUCUAUAUUACUAUUAUAAAAUUGCGAG
Eruca vesicaria subsp. sativa (arugula) is the source of this 1701-nucleotide messenger RNA. The record is from the annotation of a GenBank genome assembly. NCBI's taxonomy places the organism in Eukaryota, Viridiplantae, Streptophyta, Magnoliopsida, Brassicales, Brassicaceae.